UGGGCAGCUAACGACGUUGAGGACUGCGAAUUUCUAAUUUCUAAUUUCCAAUUUUCCAAAUCGAAAGAAAGAUGGCUGAAGAAUCGACGCGGCCCCCCGUCAGGCUUAUGAAUUUCGUGUCGGAGGAGCAGUUAGAUGAAGCAAAGAGAAGGAGAGGCGAACGCGUCGAAGAUGGCACUGCCCAAAGGGAUAGACCCCUUUACGAGAUUUUAAAGGAAAAUAAAGACAAGAAGGACGCUGAAUUCAACGAACGCUUCAAGCACAGGCCUCCUAAAGCUUUGGAUGACGACGAGACUGAGUUUCUUGACAAAUUAGAACUUUCAAGGAGGGAAUAUGAGCAACAAGUGGCCGAUGAGGAAGCCCAACAGCUUCGGAGUUUCCAAGCAGCAGUAGCAGUACAGUCUAUGAUUGUACACGAGCUUAAGGAAACGCCUCCUGUUCCCGUAGUCCAGGAACAGAAGGCAGCUGGAAAGAAGAAUCUUCCUGCUCGUCCCAUAGGUAUGAUCAUAAAAGUCAAGCCACAAGCAAAAAAAGCCAGGUUGGAUCAGGGAGGUGUUGAAGAUUCCUCAAAAACAAAGAAAACUGUCGAUAUCAAUACAGAAGAAACUUCUCAUACCGGUAGAUCUAGUGAUGUUGUUAAGACUGGUCUGGUUUCUUAUAGUGAUGGAAGUGAUGAAGAUGAUUAGAUAGUUUUGUAAUUGGUAUCUUUAAGGAAACAUUAUCGGUUUUUUGAAUGACUAUGUUUCUUUUUUUUAUUGAUAUCAGGCUUUCUAAAUAGACAGGGAAAAGCGGGAAAGUUUAUGGGCCCGUUUAGUUCGUUGAUUCAA
This is a messenger RNA of Morus notabilis, 827 nucleotides long. RefSeq names its product protein FAM192A. The transcript has 7 exons. Gene Ontology annotation, cellular component: nucleus. NCBI's taxonomy places the organism in Eukaryota, Viridiplantae, Streptophyta, Magnoliopsida, Rosales, Moraceae. The record is from RefSeq and is a predicted model, not a curated record. The coding region runs from base 72 to 686 and encodes 204 amino acids.